Angiostrongylus costaricensis is the source of this 1089-nucleotide messenger RNA. NCBI's taxonomy places the organism in Eukaryota, Metazoa, Nematoda, Chromadorea, Rhabditida, Metastrongylidae. The record is from the annotation of a GenBank genome assembly.
AUGACUCGAAUACGUCUUCGACAAACGACAAACCUUACGGCGGCUCCAGUACGACUUACAUUUUUUGGUGAUUUUCUGAUUGUGACAGGAUUUGGCUUUUUUACUGGAGUCUCAAGAACCCCUCCAGCUCUCUUCAAUGGCGGAAAAGUCAUCGUAAAGAUCGGGCUACAAAUCCAAGCCAUGGGAAAUUUCGAGUUAUCUACCAUGGACUACGAUGUUGACACAUGGCUCCGUAUGGCAUGGUAUGACCCUCGAUUACGCCAUGGCUACAGCCGUCCAAUACUCAUCAACGAAUUCACGUCUUUGAAGAGAAUUUGGAGACCAGAUCCUAUAUUCAAAAAUGCAAAGUCGGCAGCAUUUCAUAGAGUUACCUACCUGAACUUCUACAUGUUCAUAUUUCCUGGUGGUGAAGUUUUUAUGGACAUCAGAGUAUUUUUGAAGGCAACUGCUGAAGACAUCGUUCUCUGUAAAUAUCCACACGAUAGACCUACAUGCUCUUUGAAAAUUGGUUCACUUGGAUUCACCACUGAUGCCGUCCAGUUUCAAUGGUUUUCCAGUUUAUCCGAUGCGAUCCAAUUGAAUCGGGACCUCGAAAUACCUGAAUUGUCGUUGAUCCGCGUUAAAGCAGACAGCUGUGAUGGUUCGCGAAAAUCAGGGAAUUAUUCGUGCUUGGUAGCGCAAUUCUUUCUACAAAGACAACUUGGCUAUCAUUUGGCUCAGACAUAUAUUCCGACGACAAUAUGCGUUGUGUUCUCCUGGAUCAGUGUGUGGCUUCCAGAGGAGUUCGUUCAAGGACGUAUUUUUGUAUCACUAACAGUUUUUCUUACACUUACUGCUGAAAACAGUUCUGCUAAAGAGGAUUUACCAAAGGUUUCAUACAUAAAGCGACGAAGAUGUGAAAAGAAUGUGGACGAAUAUAGUAAAUAUAAAAUGAUGUUUUUGAUGUUACGCAGCAGGCAUUAUCAUCGUUUAGCAAGAAACCUCGACACUUUCUGUAAGGUGAUGUAUCCGGUGACGUUUAUUCUUUUUCUGAUGAUUUACGGAUUUGUUAUUGCUCAAGGCGAAGACGACAAAUGCUUGCAGAAGUGA